Messenger RNA from Sphaeroforma arctica JP610, 822 nucleotides. RefSeq lists its product as hypothetical. The record is from RefSeq and is a predicted model, not a curated record. Lineage: Eukaryota; Ichthyosporea; Ichthyophonida. Gene Ontology annotation, molecular function: nucleic acid binding. Gene Ontology annotation, biological process: DNA integration. The transcript is spliced from 3 exons. Bases 1 to 822 code for a protein of 273 amino acids.
AUGGGGACCGUCAUUGUGACCACACCUGAACAUUUGGAUAGUGGACACCCAUACCGGACACAGCCACUGCCAUGGCCCCUUAUGCCACCCUUUUUACUCUCCUGGAUGCAAGCCUUGACCCUCGACGACGACUAUGACCACGAGACCCCAAUUCCGGAUCCCAUCGACACACACACAUACAACCGGGACGCCCUGCCUAGUUUGGGGACCGAGUUCCCUACGAGAACACAACCAGUUCCUUCUUCACAUGAAGCCCUGCUGAAUGUAGCAAUUGAUGAAUACAACUACAAUGAAACAGGGCUCAACAGGGAGCCAAACCGCCCCACAACGAUGUCUAAAGAAGCUAAUCUCGACUUCAUGUCUAUCUCACCUGAUGCAGAGGUCCCCUGCGGCCACGCUAAGACCUACGUUGUCGAUGAGGGUAGCACCUUGAUUAGCGAGGAAUUCGUCAACUACGCGGCCAGUACCAACAGCCGCAUCCACCCUGUGUCUACCGGCGAACACGGUGGAAACGGCCGUAUCGAACGCCUUGUCCGAACUACUCGCAAUGCCCUGCAACGAUCUAUUGCCCCAGGUGCACACCAUCUCUGGCGCCAGGAGCACCCACGAUUCCUGGCGAAUUAUAACGCUACGUACUCCUCUACUAUCCAGAACUGUCCUUAUACACUGGUGACCGGUCGAGUCUAUUCGAAUCGGAUCCUGGACGCAGCUCUCGGAUAUCCACAGCCAACAGUCUUCCUUAUGUCAGGAAGCAAUCCCUCACGAUCUGGACGCGGCUCGAGCUGUAUACAAGGCCCGAGCAUCGCAGAAAUCGUAUUCUGA